Molecule: messenger RNA, 756 nt
Organism: Trichoderma aggressivum f. europaeum
Lineage: Eukaryota; Fungi; Ascomycota; Sordariomycetes; Hypocreales; Hypocreaceae
Exons: 1
Coding region: 1-756 (251 amino acids)
Source: RefSeq, a predicted model, not a curated record
AUGGCCCCUCCAACCAAUGGCGAGCUGAAUGAAAGACGGGGAAAGAAUUGCAUUGCCAUCCCGCACGAGAGAAAGUACUUCCGGGUUGGCACCACCUGGAUAAAGCGAAGCCUGCGGCCCUGCGAAUGGCAAAAGCAGAAUGGCUAUAUGCACGUUCCUUUAUUCAACGUGGAACGUGUCCUUGAUGAGGGCGCCUGUCUUUUGUUUCUUGCUCAGACUGGUAUCCCUCUCCCAAAAUUACUUGGUUGCUUCGAGGAUGACGGGGCAGCAUACUUGGUUACUGAAUAUGUGGAUGGGGUUGGAAUGCUUGAUCUUGAUGCUGAGAGCCAGUCUGUUGUUAGUGAAGAGCUACAACGCCAUAUACUCACGCUCAAGAAGCUUACCUCUGACACCUGGGGUGGGCCAGAUAACAUGGUACCCAAGCACUUGGAAGAUUCCCUACAUGCAAGGCUGACUCACUGCCAGGUUCUUCCGCCGUAUCGUAUUAUGCGAAAAUCCGAUGGGCGACCGUGGAGAAUGCGUCAGCGGAAGCAGCAAGACCUGGUGUUUUGUCACAACGAUCUCUCCAUGAACAAUGUCAUUAUUGACCCAAGCACACUCAAUAUCAACGCCAUCAUUGAUUGGGAAUAUGCGGGCUUCUGCCCACCUGAGUUCGAAUAUCCAUUCUACCAGAGACCAGGGCCAUCUGUCCCAUUGGACGGCGAGGUGGACGAGGUUGAUUUGUUGACGCGGAUGGCGUCUGAAGACAGAGAAUAG